ACCCAACCGCACCCCUGGCUCCUUGGAUAGUAGUAACGUUACCAACACGACGAUGACCCACGGACCUUACUAUAACUUCUUGAAUAACUUAUUCAUUUCUCGAUAGCUUCUACUAUAAAAUAGUAGUCAUAGUGCGGGUCUUAUCAUUUUCAGGCUACCAUUUGUCAUAGCUUUUCAAGAAUCGUUUUGACUUGGUAGGUUAUUAGAAUGUUUUGCCGAAAUCAGGUGUCGAGAACCACGGUAGCAAGGGGGUCAGCAUUGGAUCUGGAAAUACGACGACGGGGGCAUUUCAACACUCUUACGGACACGGCACAGGAUGGUGAGGUGCAGCGUCAGAUAGACCGCGAGGUGCGGAUGCGUGAGGGGGCCAGUAAGCUGCUGGCUGCGUGCUCCCAGAGAGACCAGGCUCUGGAGGCCUCCAAGAGCCUGCUCACCUGCAACACCCGCAUCCUGGCCCUGCUCAGCCAGCUGCAGAGGAUGAGGGAGGCCCAGGUCCUGCAGAGAGUAGGCCACAGGUCCUGUAUUGGUGGGUCACUGGAUGAGAGGCUGCCCUGCAUGGGUCAUGUGGCCAUCUCAGACCUGCGUAUCCCACUCAUGUGGAAAGACUCAGAGUACUUCAAGAGCAAAGGAGAGCUGCAUCACUGUGCUGUGUUCUGUCUGCUCCAGUGUGGCAGAGAGAUCUAUGACACAGACCUGGUGAUGGUGGACAGGAAUUUGACUGACAUCUGCUUCGAGGACACCAUCAUAUUUAAGGAGGCGAGCCCGUGCUUUGAGCUCCGUGUGGAGCUGUACAGUACCUGUGUGGUGGAGGACUUCUCUCCGGGCCCAGGGGCACUAGGACCCAGGAGACAUAACCGCCUCAGCAGCUCCCUGGGCUGCACCUCUGGGAGGAGGAUCAGGGCAGCUCUAGAGUCUGCAGCCUGUGGUACCAUACCCAACGUAGAGGGAGGUGAUGGAGGAGAGUCUCCACCACCUCUGCUGCCUGCUCUCUGUACAGAGGGGCCAAAGUAUCACCUUCUGGCCCACACCACACUGACAAUAGCACAUGUUCAGGACAGCUUCAGAACACACGACCUGUCCAUAUCAGCCACAGAGGACAGUGCAUUCUGGCUGCCUCUCUAUGGCAGUGUGUGUUGCCGUCUGGCCGCCCAGCCUCUCUGUAUGACCCAGCAGGUUAUCAGCGGCAGGAUCAAGCUUGAGAAGGAGCCUGAGUGCUGGACCGACAUCUACGGUGUCCUCAAAGGGACAAGUCUUAUCUGUUACCACAGUCAAGAGAGCAUGGUUGCCCAAGAGGAGCCGUUAUUCACCAUCGCCAUCAACAAGGAGACCCACAUCCAUGUGUCCGAGAGAGGGCCUCUACACCAUACCCAGAGUAUAUCCAUCAGCACACACACCCGAGGUGACGAAGCUGUCACACACACUCUGGUCACACACACACCCCAGGACACACAGCGCUGGAUGGAGGCCUUCUGGCAGCACUUCUAUGACAUGGGUCAGUGGAAACAGUGUUGUAAUGACCUGAUGAAGAUCGAGGUACCCUCUCCUAGGAAAUCCCAUUUGGUCACAGCGAAGCAGGGGUCACUUUACCACGAAAUAGGUGAGAGUGUGGUAAUCCAGGAUAACUCUGUCUGCUGAAGUGUGGGCCUGAUCUCCUCUUACUGUAACCACAGGUGGGCCUUCACCAAUAAAGGCAAACAAAGGAAAGGAGGGGUGCUCAACAACGAUGACAAAUCAGGAGCAGGAUUUACCAAGAAAAACUUCCAAAGGGACUCAAGGCAGAAAGUUGGAGCACUCAACAAAAAAAAAGCAGAGAUUGAUUUAUUUCAGCUCACUUUAAGCCAUUGUAUAGGAUGCAAACAGGUGACUAAGGUUCUGAUGUCAAGCUGAAGUCUUCCUCAAGAGUGGCAACUCUUGAAUUUCAAUGCAAUAAAAGUUCAUUGUGUGACUGCCUGUUGACCUAAUGUGAGAUACGAUAGAUAACCUGCUGUCUUAUGCUUCUCAACCCAGUCAUUAACACCAGGAAUACAGGAAGUAUCACAUUCUGAACGCUGUUUACCCUCAUUGACAUAUUCCGAUGAAGGAAAUCUAUAGUUAGAUCAGAUGUGUCAAGAUUGUUUUUGUUUGUGUAUUGUAUACGUUUGAUUACAUUUUCACACCUUUUCUUGCCAUAGAUUGAGGUGUCACAUUGCAAGGCUGUACAGAGGUGUUGACAGCCUCAUUUCCAACUAUGAGACCAAGCGAGUGCAGCAGUGCAAAUCUACAUGUAGUUGAGCAAGCAAUCUCAGUCAGAAGAGCGUGGUGCCAACACCACCAAGGCUCAUGGGUUAAAAAAAUAAAAAUAAACUGUACAAAAUAACAAAGUGGGUACAAAACCCGUCGCACACCAACACUAAAUAGCACAUCACAUACAAUCAAAACAAUCGCUGACAAGGACAUGAGGGGGAAACAGAGGGUUAAAUACACAUGUAAUUGAUGGGAUU
Molecule: messenger RNA, 2480 nt
Organism: Oncorhynchus tshawytscha (Chinook salmon)
Lineage: Eukaryota; Metazoa; Chordata; Actinopteri; Salmoniformes; Salmonidae
Product: rhotekin
Exons: 13
Coding region: 208-1635 (475 amino acids)
Biological process (GO): septin ring organization; actomyosin contractile ring assembly; mitotic cytokinesis
Cellular component (GO): actomyosin contractile ring
Source: RefSeq, a predicted model, not a curated record